Messenger RNA from Rhincodon typus (whale shark), 3164 nucleotides. RefSeq names its product seizure protein 6 homolog. Gene Ontology annotation, cellular component: dendritic shaft; dendritic spine; endoplasmic reticulum. The transcript has 15 exons. Lineage: Eukaryota; Metazoa; Chordata; Chondrichthyes; Orectolobiformes; Rhincodontidae. Gene Ontology annotation, biological process: synapse maturation; regulation of dendrite development. The record is from RefSeq and is a predicted model, not a curated record. Bases 205 to 3111 code for a protein of 968 amino acids.
AGCCGGGAGUCGCGACGCUGGCUCACAUAACUAAAAAAACCUCGUCAAGAUUCAGGCCAACUCCCCACUUGUGCUUCGGCAAGUCAGAUACAGAGCAACGACUUCUUUCUCUGCCGCGGAGACUCCAUCUAAAUUGACUCGGAAAGUAGUUGGGUGAGACAGAACAGAAAGAUACCCUUUCGCUGUGAGCUGGCAACCUCUGGAAUGAAUAAGAAUCUUUUCUCCCCGUAUCGGUUAAAAAUGAGCACGUUAUGUUUACUUCUAGCUUGUCUGAUGACGGUCUAUGGUCAAGACCUGUCCAAAGAUCUGAAUACUGUAAGUGGGAAAGGAAAGAGCAAUGACAAGACAGAAAUUGUAUGGACGACGGCUACAACUACUGAACCAGAAGAUAAAUUUCAUUUUGUUAGUACAACGCCCAAUAUCAACAUCAACAACCAUCAUCCCCUGCUUGAAGAAAUCAUUCAUGAGACAUUACUGAAGAAGGAUUUCCUUGGUCAGGAACCACUUUUUACCAAUAAGAUAGGAAUGAGAAUUGGUGCUACUUUUCCUGCUACUCAGUCACAAAAACCUCAAGAUCCUUUGGUUCAUCAUGUAGUCACCAAUGACACUCCAUUUUUUUCUGACAUAACCACAACUACAAUGGCCUCAACCUCUCCAAUGACAACACUGGGCACUUCUUCAUCUUUGGCAACAGAUGCUGCUCCUUUGGCUGACCAUACUGGUGUAACACAAGGAGGGAAAACUCCUCCAAUGUUGCGAAUGGUUGCCACCACAGAUUCUCUCACAACAUCUGCUGUGAGCUCAGCUACAUCUGAGCUGCCUGAAACUGCGUUCCCAAAUAGCAUUACUGCAUUUGUUCAAACUGAGCCUGGUCGCCCCUCAACUGUAACAGGAGAGCCUCAGAGCAAAUCUGGUAUCUUCCAACAUUUCAGCAACCAAGGAGUGGCUACUGCGGUGACUGGAAACCCUCCAACAGCCAUUACCCCAACAGUCGGAGCAGGCACACAUCAAAUGCAAGGACUGAAUACUGAGCAGCAUCACAAUCCUGCUGCAGACCCAACCGUCUCCUCAGUUGCUAGCGAGACUGAUGAGGAAACUACAACUACAACCAUCAUUACCACAACAAUAAUUACAACUGUGCAGACACCAGUUCCUUGCAGUUUAAAUUUCACAGACUUUGAGGGUUACAUUGAGUCUCCAGAAUACCUCAGUCACCUGUACUACAGCAACUUGGACUGCAUCUAUACUAUUACAGUCUACAGAGGAUAUGGAGUGGAACUUCAGGUCAAAAACAUCAGCCUGUCUGAAGGAGAGAUGCUAACAAUUGAAGGGCUCGAUGGAAAUGAACCAACUGUUCUUGCCAAUGAGUCGAUUUUAAUGAAGGGGCAGGUGAUUCGCAGCCCAAGCAAUCAAGUUUCUAUCCACUUCCAGAGCAUUCAACUUGGAAAUCCAGGCUCAUUCCAAUUCCAUUAUCAAGCGUAUUUGCUGAGCUGUGGAUUUCCACAGAAGCCGUCCUUUGGCGAUGUGUCUGUCACCAGCCUCCAUCCUGGUGGAGUGGCGCACUUCUACUGUAACACAGGUUACCACCUGCAAGGUUUCCCUUCCCUCACCUGUGUCAAUGGCAGCAAGCCUCGCUGGAGUGACAAUGAACCGGAAUGCAUCGCUACCUGUGGGGGAUUCAUUCGAAAUGCAACUGUAGGCCGCAUCACAUCACCCAACUUUCCGGGUAACUAUAGCAACAACCUGACCUGUUACUGGUUGAUUGAAGCUCCAGAAGGACAGAAGUUACACUUGCACUUUGAGAAAGUUGCACUGGCCGAAGACGAUGACAGGGUCAUAAUUCGGAAUGGGGACAGCAUUGACGCUCCUUCAGUUUAUGACUCCUAUGAAGUGGAAUACCUGCCCAUCGAAGGCAUCGUCAGUGAUUCACAACAUUUCUUCAUUGAAUUGACUACUGACAGCUCUGGUACAUCUACUGGAUUAGCUUUAAGAUACGAAGGGUCUUACAGGUUAAACAUGGGACAGAAUGAUGUUCUCACCUUUUAUGAUGGGGAUGAUCUAACUGCAAGAUUAUUGGGCCAGUACACAGGCACUCAUCAUCCUUUCAAACUGUACACAACCAUGGCAGAUGUCACCAUUCAGUUCCAAUCUGAUCCGGCAACCAAUGUGUUUGGAUAUCAACAGGGAUUUGUCAUUCAUUUCUACGAGGUUUUGAGAAACGAUACCUGCCCGGAAGUGCCAGAAAUUCUGAAUGGUUGGAAAACAACUUCUCACCCUGAACUAAUCCACGGAACUGUGGUGACGUACCAGUGCUACCCAGGAUUUGAGCUGAUUGGGACCGACAUCCUCAUGUGUCAGUGGGAUUUGUCAUGGAGUGGAGAUCCCCCAACAUGUGAGAAGAUCAUAUUCUGCACUGAUCCCGGUGAUGUCGAUCAUAGCCGCAAAAUUAUCGCAGAUCCCAAGUUUUCAAUUGGCUCCACAGUGCAGUACAUUUGUAACAAAGGCUACACUCUGGCCGGGAGUAAUAUACUGACUUGUUACAACAGGCAGUCUGGGAAUCCUAAGUGGAGUGACAGGGUUCCUAAGUGUAUCCCGGAGGUGUUUGAGCCUUGUCACAACCCUGGGGUGCCUGACAAUGGUUACCAGACCACAGAGAAGAGGUUGUACCAAGCAGGGGAAGCCUUGCGGUUUGCCUGUUAUGACGGCUAUGAGCUCAAGGGGGAAGCCAAUAUCAAAUGCAUUCCAGGACACCCCUCAGAGUGGAGCAACCCACCUCCAUUCUGCAAAGUUACUUUUGAUAAAUACUUCAACGAACGUAGACUGGAAGUGGCCAAGCCUGCAAGCUCUCUGAGCCAGAUGCAAGGAAGUCAUAUUGCCAUUGCAGUAUUCAUCCCGAUGAUCAUUGUAGCUCUCCUCAUCGCUGCGAUCUAUUUCUACUUUACAAAGUUCCAGGGAAAGUCCACAUUAAGGUUGCCACUGGCCGGCCCUCAUCCUUACAACCACAUCACCGUGGAAUCAGCAUUCGACAAUCCCAUAUAUGAGACAGGAGUAAGUAAUGAGCCCCUCCAGCUGAGGGAUUUGGAUCCUGAAAAUACACCUGUCCUUACCUGAACAACUUCCAUCACAUCACAGUUGUCCUCUUACAGCUGCAUGCCAUAGGCAUG